Messenger RNA from Pongo pygmaeus (Bornean orangutan), 848 nucleotides. RefSeq names its product protein mono-ADP-ribosyltransferase PARP4-like. The record is from RefSeq and is a predicted model, not a curated record. The transcript has 4 exons. Bases 1 to 405 code for a protein of 134 amino acids. Gene Ontology annotation, molecular function: NAD+ poly-ADP-ribosyltransferase activity. Gene Ontology annotation, cellular component: cytoplasm. NCBI's taxonomy places the organism in Eukaryota, Metazoa, Chordata, Mammalia, Primates, Hominidae.
AUGGUUAGCAAAGGCUUUCUUGUGAUGCAGAUGAAGUCUGGCAGGCAGCAGCUCUCAGAGAGAAUAGAAGCACCUCUGAUGAUCCACAAGCUGGCAACCCGAGAUCUAAUCAGAGAUUACAAAGAUGGCAUUCUUCAUGAAAAUGAAACCAGUCAUGAGAUGAAGAAACAAACCUUGAAAUCUCUGAUUAUUAAACUCAGUAAAGAAAACUCUCUCAUAAUACAAUUUACAAGCUUCAUGGCAGUUGAGAAAAGGGAUGAGAAUGAGUCGCCUUUUCCUGAUAUUCGAAAAGUUUCUGAACUUAUUGCCAAAGAAGAUGUAGACUUCCUGCCCUACAUGAGCUGGCAGGGGGAGCCCCAAGGAGCCGUCAGGAACCAGGUAAACGCUGAUUACCAAAUAAGUUGAUAUUGAGCUUUGUUUUUUCAUGAAGAUGAAGGGAACCCUUUGCUAAAAUAGCUCCCUUCUUACCUGUACAUGAAGAAGUUGUAUCCCUGAUGAUGGAAAAUAUUCAUGCAUUUAUAAAAUGUUGAAUUACAUCAUGUUGCAUUGCAGAGACUUCACAAUGUGUGAAUGGAGCUGUAGAGUACAAAAAGAGAACAGCUGUGGCUGUGCUUCUGUCAUGGGCAAAUAGAUUGUCAUCCAGGAAGCUAAAGUCAUUUAGGUAGUGUAAUAGGUUUGUCAUGAAAUUAUCAACAGAAGUGCUAUCUAAUAAUCUAAAUUCACCACCAGUAUUUCUUAAAGUUUAUAGUGCUUUAUACCGUGGCCCUUAUAACCAGAAACAUAAUAGAAAUGGAAAAAUGUGGCUUAAAUAAAAAUUGGAAGAAAAAUUCAAAAGCAAAGGAACAACA